AUGUCUAUUAAGAGUUCAUGUGAUAUUUAUGAUUAUCAAAGCAGUGAAGAAGAAGAGGACAAUCAAGAAGUGAUGCACUUCGGAGAGGAAUCAUGUGAUGAUGAUUUAUGCAGUAUUGAUUCUAUGAGUAGCUACAAUCCAGAAGAAGAUGAGGAAGAGGAAUUUGACGAAUAUGACACCUCAAGGGAGGAAAAGGAACCAAUAAUCAUUUAUUUGGAACCAAUUCCUAGUGUGGCAACAGUUCCAGUGUGGCCAGCUCAGAAUUGGGGAGGAUAUUAUCACAAUGGAUCACCUCAUUGUUGGCCACCAGCAAUGACGUUUCAAUGGUGGCCACAACAGUUGCCAUUAAUUUCUUACAAGAUUGCAAAAGUUACAAAGCCGAAUUGCGUGUGA
Molecule: messenger RNA, 393 nt
Organism: Naegleria gruberi
Lineage: Eukaryota; Heterolobosea; Eutetramitea; Acrasida; Naegleriidae
Exons: 1
Coding region: 1-393 (130 amino acids)
Source: RefSeq, a predicted model, not a curated record